AAAAAAACUCUGCAGCCGGUCAAUGCAAGUAGGUGGGAUUGCUUGUGUUGUGUCAAUUCGGACCCGCACCCGCCUAACAAAUCCAGCUGGUGGAGUGGAGGCACUGUAUCCCGUACCCACUCUGGCCUACUCCAUCCACCAAAAGUCCAGGGCCCCAAACGGCCAAACGCAAAAGCGAGAGCAAAGCAAGCUUCGGCCUCACCUCCAGCGGCAGGUGGUGCUGCGGAGCUUCUCCUCGCCCUAGAUCCCGCGCACCCAACGCCAGAUCAGAGAUCAGGGCGCGCCGGCCGUCUCCAUUGUCCGGCGGAUCCUGCGUUGCGAGCUGGACCGAGAGGGAGGAGCGAGGGAGCGCGCGGGUAGAGAAGGCGGGGCGGGGGGAGGAAGGAAGGAAGGAGCGCCGGCCGGAGCAGACGUCCCCUCGGGGCCCUCGGUCGGAUGAGAUCGACGAUGAAGGCGCAGCACGCCAACGGGCGGGGGAGCAGGAGCCCCUUCCUGACGUCCUACGCGCUCACGCUCGCCUUCAUCACCUUCGUCUCCGUGCUCUACUUUAAGGACUUCUCCUCCACGCUGCACCGCCCCUUCCUCCACCGCCCCCGCCGCCACGCCGCCCCAGACAAAAGCCAGGCGGGGCGCCGCGCGGCGGCGGAGCGGCUGCCGUUCGCGGUGGGCGCGGCGCCGGCGGGGUGUGACGUCGGGCGAGGGGAGUGGGUGUACGACGACGCGGCGCGGCCGUGGUACCAGGAGGAGGAGUGCCCCUACAUCCAGCCGCAGCUCACGUGCCAGGCGCACGGCCGCCCCGACCGGGCGUACCAGCACUGGCGGUGGCAGCCGCGCGGGUGCUCGCUGCCCAGCUUCAAUGCAACUCUAAUGCUAGAGAUGUUGCGGGGUAAACGAAUGUUGUUUGUUGGAGAUUCUCUGAACCGUGGGCAAUAUGUAUCUUUGGUUUGCCUCCUGCACCGAAUCAUCCCUGAGAGCUCCAAGUCAAUGGAGACAGUUGAUUCCCUUACAGUUUUCAAAGCAAAGGACUACAAUGCCACCAUUGAGUUCUACUGGGCUCCCUUUCUGGCCGAGUCGAAUUCGGAUGAUGCUGUUGUGCACCGGAUCGCGGAUCGGAUCGUAAGAGGGACAUCCAUUGAGAAGCAUGCCAAGUUUUGGAAGGGGGCUGACAUCUUGGUAUUCAACACCUACCUAUGGUGGAUGACUGGACAAAAGAUGAAGAUUUUGCGGAACUCCUUCGAAGAUAAAAGCAAGGAUAUCAUAGAGAUGGAAACGGAGGAAGCCUAUGAGAUGGUACUUAAUGCUGUGCUGAAAUGGGUGGAGAGCAACAUGAACCCCAGGACAUCAAGAACAUUCUUUGUCACUAUGUCACCCACCCACACAAGGAGCAGAGACUGGGGCGAUGAUACUGACGGGAACUGCUACAACCAGACAGCCCCCAUCGAGGACCUGUCCUACUGGGGGCCAGACACCAGCAAGGGCCUGAUGCGCGUGAUCGGAGAAGUGUUCAGCGCGUCUAAGUCCAGGAUCCCCGUGGGGGUUGUGAACAUCACCCAGCUCUCCGAGUACAGGAAGGACGCGCACACCCAGAUAUACAAGAAGCAGUGGAACCCGCUGACCCCGGAGCAGGUCGCGGACCCUAAGAGCUACGCGGACUGCACGCACUGGUGCCUGCCGGGGCUCCAGGACACGUGGAACGAGCUGCUCUACUCCAAGCUCUUUUUCCCCUGAGUUAAAGGUUUGAGUUGCGAGGUGCACGGUGAAGUUGGGGUCUCUCUCUGGCAUUGGCACGCUGCACAAUACUAGUUAGCUUGGCAUUGGCCCAGCAGUCUGAAGAUGGAUGCUCUGCUGCGGUAUGGCAUGGCAUGGUAUUGUUGAUGUACGAUUCAUUCGUUGGAAAACCUGGACGUGAGUGCUGGAAUUGCACCAUCUGGCCUUUUCUGUACAUGCCUGAUGUAACGGUGGUGUUGUGUUUCCCCACCACCACCUCUCUUUUCACGAUGAUGACACAGUGCAUGAAUAGUUGUAUGGGGUAAUGUGAUAAUACAUACUGUAAUUCUCUGGUUC
Messenger RNA from Zea mays, 2064 nucleotides. RefSeq lists its product as uncharacterized. The record is from RefSeq and is marked validated. NCBI's taxonomy places the organism in Eukaryota, Viridiplantae, Streptophyta, Magnoliopsida, Poales, Poaceae. The transcript is spliced from 5 exons. Gene Ontology annotation, molecular function: O-acetyltransferase activity. Bases 436 to 1728 code for a protein of 430 amino acids. Gene Ontology annotation, cellular component: Golgi apparatus.